Messenger RNA from Trypanosoma grayi, 897 nucleotides. Its product is annotated as putative 3-oxo-5-alpha-steroid 4-dehydrogenase. Gene Ontology annotation, biological process: very long-chain fatty acid biosynthetic process. NCBI's taxonomy places the organism in Eukaryota, Euglenozoa, Kinetoplastea, Trypanosomatida, Trypanosomatidae. Gene Ontology annotation, molecular function: oxidoreductase activity, acting on the CH-CH group of donors. The transcript has a single exon. The record is from RefSeq and is a predicted model, not a curated record. Bases 1 to 897 code for a protein of 298 amino acids.
AUGAAGGUGACUGUUGUGUCGGGGUCCCGGUCGGAGGUGGUCGAACUGCCUGCCAGCGCCAUGCUUGAUGACCUCAAGAAGAACUACCGGCCUAAGAUGGACAUCCACCGCAAGUCCUUCAAGGUGGCGGCCGGCGGCAACGACGAGAAAGGCAAGGCGGUGCUCGUCACGCUCGUCGACAAGCUUUCACUGCACAUGCAGGGUGUGAAGGAUGGUGCUGAGAUCACCUUUAAAGACUUGGGUCCGCAGGUCGGCUACCGCACCGUCUUCGUCGUCGAGUACGCGGGGCCGCUCGCCAUCAUUCUCUUAUACGCGAUGCGGCCGUCCUUCAUUUACGGCAGCACCAUCGCCAACGGGUACGGCUACACGCAGAAGGUGUUCAUCUCCCUCUUCGCUGCGCACUUCGUCAAGCGCGAGCUGGAGACGUUCCUUGUGCACAAGUUCUCGCACCCGACGAUGCCGCGCCGCAACAUCAUCAAGAACUGUGUGUACUACUGGUCCUUCGCGCUCUUUAUCGGCUACGUUUUGUGCCACCCGUCUUACACAGAGCCGUCAAGCCGCACGGUGGUGAAUGCGUCGGCGGCGGCAAUGGUGCUCUUCGAAACGCUCAACUUCGCUGUGCACAAGCAGUUAAGCGGCAUGCGCCGCAGUGACGGCGAUACAACACGCACGGUGCCGGGCGGGCCGCUCUUCUCGCUCGUGUCGUGCCCGAACUACACCUUUGAGGUUCUCUCGUGGGUGGCCUUCUCCGUCGGCACCAGCAUGAUGUCGUCGUGGUUCUUCACCUUUGCCGGCCUGCUGCAGAUGGCGGAGUGGGCGGUGAAGAAGCACAAGGGAUACGUCCGGUCGGACCCCGCGGUGAAGAAGAAGAAGGCCUUGAUUCCAUUCAUCCUCUAA